Molecule: messenger RNA, 3883 nt
Organism: Pocillopora meandrina
Lineage: Eukaryota; Metazoa; Cnidaria; Anthozoa; Scleractinia; Pocilloporidae
Source: the annotation of a GenBank genome assembly
AGCAGAUGGUUCCUGGCACACUCGACAGCGGCUUUGUUAUGUCACCGACCAAAGAAAGGGAUAAAUCUCAGCUGACUAUGCUGGUGCACGUGAAAUCAUGGAUGAUUUAAUAUGCAGAAGAGAAAAUGUCCUCCUUUUCAUACCCAACUUAAUAGGUAAGACACGUUUGUCUUCCGUAUUACAUCCAAAUGGAUUCUUGGAUUCUUACUUGCUUUAGAGCAUUACUUCUUGUAGCUAGUAAAACUAAUUUAAUUAAAUAUUUGAUAUAGGCUGAUAUACCAGCUCGAUGAAUAAUUGAAGCUGAAUUAACAGCAAAAAAAGGCUGAAUUAGUCACCUGAUUGAUUGCAAAUAUGCAGACUGAAAUGCAUAGGACACACUUUGACACAAAUUUCAGUUCACAAGCACAAAUGUUUUAAUUCCAAAGGGUAUGUGCGGGUUAUCCUUUUAUUUGCAUCGUGGAUCUUCUUCAACAAUCCAGUCCUCUUCCUGUGCUUUUACACAGCUUCAGUCUUGCUGGAUGGUGAGUGUGGUAACUAAAUUUUUCUGUAAUAACAAUUUGCAUAAAGCCUAAACUUCAUGGCUUUUGAAUGUGUAGGUAAUUGUACAAAGUUAUUACAAAACUAGCCAUGGUACACACUGUGUAAUUCCUGAGCUUUUAGUGGUUUUUAGGUCAUAGUAUUACCUCACAUGUCAUGAGCCACAAAUAUUGCCAUAAAAAUUGUAUUUGGUACAAUGUUUGUGACAGAUUUUGAGAUGUGGUUUGGUAAUUUUGGUUAUUGUUUCUUUAAUUCCAGGUCUAGAUGGAAUCGUUGCUCGGCAAUUGAAUCAAACAUCAGCAUUUGGAGCAUGGGUACUUACCAUACUUUUCUUUGCUUGGAAUUUAGGAUAAUUCUAUUUGUAGCUGUUUAUUUCUUCCACAGAGUAUUUCCUGAUGUGAUUAACAAGCACCAAAAGUGCGAUUCCUUGAAUGAGAAGUCUCAUUUUGCUUUCAAAGUUACUCCCUUUAGAUGGAUGGCAGACAGAAAAAUCUUAACGAGUUCCCCAAAAUUCAACCCUUUGACCCUCUUAGAGUGACCAACAUCUAAUUUCUCCUUACAAUAUCACUCCCGAAUCAAACAUUAAGGUCACAAGAAUAAAGGAAAUGAUCACCAACUAAAUAAGUUCUUGGUUGUUAAACAAAUCCUCUUCAUCAGCACUUUGGGAAAUGUAUAGAAAACAGUAUGGAGAAUAGAGAUACUGAUGUUAGGGUGUAAAGAGCUAGCAAUGGAUGAUCACAGCUUAGUGAUACUGACCUCCCUGUUAAGAGGGUCUCAGCAACCUAUCAACAAUCAGUAAUCAAGGUUAACCCAACUGUUUAAUAUGCACCAAUGGUGCAUAAUGGUGCAUAACAAUGGUGCAACCAGGUGUGGUAGAGUUGGGUCUCUACCACACCUGUUAAUAUAAUGAUUUUUAGAAUUUCAAGUUCCUUGGUCGAGCCUUAGGUUCAACCUGUGAUUAAAGCCUCUCAUUUGGAGGUAGGAAAAAAAUGACAGCAAGUGUUGUGGUCUAAAUAUAAUUUUAUGUGAUUUCUUUUUAAGUUGGAUGUUGCUACAGACAAUCUUGGCAGAGGAAUGCUUUGGACCUUGCUUUAUAAGGUAAAAUACUUCUAACCAUUUAUAGCUAAUCACUGGGAGAUUUAUUUAAUUUUCUGCAUUCUUCUUAACAGUGGGGAUACUUUAUCAGUGCAGUGGAGUGGAUGGUAUUUGUGUGUACACAUUCACUUGGAGCACAUUGGAAGAGUACUCAAUCCAACCCACCUUCAUGGGUUCAACUUGUUAUGGCUAAAGGUUUGUUAUGACUGUUAUUAAUUAACUAUGUGCUUUAAUCAUUAGGCGAAGUCUUUCCAUCACUCAACUGUUACAAUCAAUUAUUAUUAAUAGCGUUAGCCCGUAAUGACAAUCCAUGGUAAAACUUUAAAAAUGUGCUUUUUGUUUAAAUAUCUUUUAUGACUCCCAGCUUCUAUGGUUACGGUAGUAAUGAAACUAAUGAAACAAUAAAUUACAUUUAAAAGUGCUAUCAGAAUGUUUGUUUUGAGGUAUAGAUUAGGUUUAGCAAAGUAAUCUAGUUACAAAAAAAACUGAAAUAAAUGAAGGUUAAGGUUUCUUUCUCAGGAUUUAAAACACCUGCAGGAGCAUUUGCAAUCUGUGGCCUUCAUGGGCUCCCUGUGUGGUUGUAUGGUAUGAAUAAACACAUGUGGUCACCAUUCAUGUCACAUCACUUACAGUUGGGAGUCACUGGAAUUUUAGUGUCUGGUAGAGCCUUGUGCAUGGGAGUUGAGGUAAGAGUAGUUGCAACUGAUAACAAUGUACCUCACACAGGAGCUUAAUAGACAAACUCAGAAACUGAUCGACUGGCCAACUGGUUGACUGACUGACUGACUGAUCAACCUAAUGGCUGAGCAAUCAAUGUUUGACCAACAGAAUACUGACUCAGUGACUGAAUGACUGAACAACCCAUCAACUGACCAAUCAACUGAAUAACUGACUUGCUGAUCAGCUGACCGUCUGGCUGACCAAUUGACUGACUGACUGACUGACUGCCCAGCUGACCAGCUUACUGACUGACUAAAUGACUGACCCACUCCCUCACUCACUGACUUGCUGACUGACCUACCAACCAACCGACUGACUGACUGACUGACUGACUGAUCAACUAAAAUGAAAAUUAACUGAAAUAGGGAGAUUCCCAAUAUAAUUUUCGAUUGUGUCAAUUUCGUAUCUUAACCUUUAAUUACUACUCAACCAAUUUCAGUGUAGAAAUAGCUGAGGGACAAAAAGCUGCUUCAAUGUUGUGACUCAGUAAUGAUUUAUUAAUGUGCUAGAAUGGUUAUGUCAAUGAGUAAAUGGUACUUUGAUAAUGUUUUAACAGGUUUGGUUUAUUACAAGUCACAUUAAAGAUUUACUGGCAGAUCAUGAACAAAAAAGGCCCUUAUCAAAUACAGAACCCAUGAUGGAAGACACUGAUUAAAGAUGCAUGCUAUCUUGAAAUCGGUCAUGCCAGCUGGUGGCAUUUAAAGAUAGCUUUUUCAUCCUGAAAUUCUUAAAAAAUUCAGCACUAAUAAAAACUGAGCAUUUUGUACCUUUCUUAUCACUGAAUUAUUCUAUGAAUUGUAAGUAUUUUUUCUGAUCAUAAAAGUUUCCACCUAGGGACAUUUUAACAUAUAUCAAAUACUGAAGAUGUAGCUAAAUGAGGCCCAAAUAACUAUGACUGAAAAAGAGGUGCAAACUUUGAAUAUGAAACCCAGAGCCUCACAUAACAAUGAUAAAAGUUCCUAGUUAUCAAUUGAAAUUAUUUUAUAUUUAUCAGUAGACUAUUAUUUGCCACAUGACUUCUUUCAUAUAUGGCUGAGAUCUUUUAAAAUUAUUUUAUUGAUUAAUUUGCAUGUCACUUCUUCUUCUUUCCCUCAUUGUCAUGUGGAAAUAAAUUACAUUAAACGUGUCCACAAGUCUAGGAAGGCUAAUAAACAAACAAGUCAAAGAGUAACAACAAGCCUCUUCGGCUGUCAAUGUGAGAUGUCUCUACAGUGAAAAGAAAAUCAUCCCAGAAAUCAAACUGUACUAUUAAAUAAGACAGAAAAAAUGUGCUCUAUGGUAGACUCACAAGUCUGUAGUUGUUUUAUCGACCUGUAUCCUGCAAGUAGGCCCUCAUGGUAUAUCUUUGCCCACAAAGUAAGCUAUUCAAGGCCUUGAGAAAAGCCAGAUUAGGAGAGAUCUACAAGGAAUCUGGCACUUAUUGUGGAAUUCAGAAAAUUUGUAAGGGGGUUGAGCUGUUCGCUUCAUCUCGACGAGAAUUAACGUUUUACUCUACUGCUGCCACUGGAGUAUUAAAACUAUAAAAUGUGAU